Molecule: messenger RNA, 1611 nt
Organism: Alnus glutinosa
Lineage: Eukaryota; Viridiplantae; Streptophyta; Magnoliopsida; Fagales; Betulaceae
Product: alkaline/neutral invertase A, mitochondrial-like
Exons: 5
Coding region: 60-1256 (398 amino acids)
Biological process (GO): sucrose catabolic process
Cellular component (GO): mitochondrion
Molecular function (GO): endo-alpha-N-acetylgalactosaminidase activity; sucrose alpha-glucosidase activity
Source: RefSeq, a predicted model, not a curated record
UGCUUCUUUGUUAGGGCUGGGAAAAGACUGUGGACUGCUACAGUCCUGGGCAAGGGUUAAUGCCUGCAAGCUUUAAAGUUAGAACUAUCCCUCUUGAUGGAAGCAAUGAAGCAUUUGAGGAAGUUCUAGAUCCUGAUUUUGGUGAAUCAGCCAUUGGUCGUGUUGCACCUGUUGAUUCUGGGUUGUGGUGGAUUAUUUUGUUGAGAGCUUAUGGGAAGAUCACUGGCGACUAUGCAUUGCAAGAAAGAGUGGAUGUUCAGACAGGCAUAAGAUUAAUACUUAAUCUAUGUUUAACUGGUGGGUUUGACAUGUUUCCUUCUCUGUUAGUAACUGAUGGUUCCUGCAUGAUUGAUAGACGGAUGGGCAUUCAUAGACACCCUCUUGAAAUCCAAGCGUUAUUCUACUCAGCUCUACGUUGUUCCCGCGAAAUGCUUAUUGUCAAUGAUGGAACCAAGAAUUUGGUGGCUGCUAUCAAUAAUCGACUCAGUACACUCUCCUUUCAUAUCAGAGAGUAUUAUUGGGCGGAUAUGAAGAAGAUCAAUGAGAUUUAUCGUUACAAGACAGAGGAAUACUCUACAGAUGCCAUUAACAAGUUCAAUAUUUAUCCAGAUCAAAUUCCUUCUUGGCUGGUAGAUUGGAUCCCUGAGAAAGGUGGCUACCUCAUUGGCAAUCUGCAACCUGCUCAUAUGGAUUUUAGGUUUUUCACACUUGGAAAUCUUUGGGCCAUUGUUCCAUCUUUAGGUAGCCCAGAACAGAAUGAGGGUAUUCUGAAGGACAAAUGGGAUGAUCUUGUGGCUCAAAUGCCUCUUAAAAUUUGUUACCCUGCUUUGGAGCAUGAGGAAUGGCGUAUAAUCACUGGCAGUGACCCAAAGAAUACUCCCUGGUCUUAUCAUAAUGGUGGAUCUUGGCCAACACUGCUAUGGCAGUUCACAUUGGCCUGCAUUAAGAUGGGGAGGCCAGAAUUGGCACAGAAGGCUGUUGCUUUGGCAGAGAAGAGGCUUUCAAUGGAUCAGUGGCCUGAAUAUUAUGACAUGCGCAGUGGGAGAUUCAUAGGAAAGCAAUCCCGGCUCUUCCAGACAUGGACAAUUGCUGGUUUUCUAACGUCGAAGAUGCUUUUGAAGAAUCCGGAGAAGGCGUCCUUGUUGUUCUGGGAGGAGGAUUACGAACUCCUUGAAAUUUGUGUCUGCGCGCUUAGCAAAACUGGUCGAAAGAAGUGCUCACGUUCUGCUCCAAGGUCUCAGAUUCUUGCUCGAUGACAAGUGAGUGCUAUACAGAGCGCUCUGAGCUAAAAAAAUAUAGAUCUCAAAUGACGGUGACUCCAUUGAAUACAAGACUCUUUUAACUUCUUUCCUUUCAGCACCUAAAGCUUAGGUUGUGGUCCUGUUUUCGGAAAUCAAACGAUACUGUGGAAUAUGAUCGUGUUGUCCCAUUAAUUGAAGGAGGGACGAUUCUUAUUUGAUGGCUCUGUUUUUUUGAGAGCCUCUUAACCUAUUUGUAUGGUUCCACUGCUGAUCACUGUUGCAUGUACUUGAAUUAUGUGGCAGUCUGACAAUACUUGUAACUUCGCUGGAAAUUAUAUGAUAUUCGUAUUGAUUGUGUUCAUGAUUUAAA